AAUUUAACUCGAACGGUCUAUAAUUCUCGUAAAACAGAAAAGGGUGAAAAUUUUGGGCAUUAGGUUUCAUAGUGAGAGUUUGGAUUGAAGAAAACAGCCUAAUUUCAAACAUAAACCCUCUUCAGGUUUUCCAUGGCACCCCAGUUGGAAAUUUCAGUUAGAGAACCUGGGGGCUUAACUAUAUGGACUGGACCACCUUUCAACAAUUCAAUACCAAGUGUGAAGCUUGAAAAAAUCCCUUGUAGCAGUGCAAGUUUUUGUGAAAAUGGAGCGAGAAUUAUGGUGAUAAACCCUGGUUCUGGUAUAUGUAUUUAUGAUGCUACAAGUUUUGAGCAAGUCAGGACUUUUGAUGUGGUGGAUACACUUGCAGCUACAUUGUCUCCUUGUGGGACUUAUCUGCAGACUUUUCAGAAACCCGUUAAUCCGAAAAAUGUUACUUUGUGGGAUAUUGGGUCAGGGGAUGCUGUUUAUCAGUUGUUCCAGAAGAAUAUGACCAAGAGUACAUGGCCUUGCAUAAGAUUUAGUUCUGAUGAAGCUGUGGCAUGCCGUUUGGCUACGAAUGAAGUGCAAUUAUUUGAUGCCAUGGAUUUUACGAAAGGGAUUGUGAAGAGGAUUAGAAUUCCUGGUAUUGCUGGAGUAGAAAUUUCUAAGAGACCAGGGUCUCAUGUUGCAGCUUUUGUUCCAGAAUCAAAGGGAAUGCCUGCUAGUGUACAAAUAUUUACAUGUGGAAAGGAUACUCUGAGUGAACCUGUUGCCAGACGUAGUUUCUUCCGAUGUUCAACUGUGCAAUUAAAUUGGAAUCAUGGUUCUACAGGGCUUUUGGUUUUGGUUCAGUCAGAUGUUGAUAAAACUAAUCAGAGUUACUACGGAGAAACAAAGUUAAAUUACUUAACAACAGAUGGGACCCAUGAUGGACUUGUACCUCUUCGUAAAGAAGGUCCUGUGCAUGAUGUUCGUUGGUCAUUUUCGGGAAAGGAAUUUGCUGUUGUUUAUGGGUUUAUGCCUGCAAUGGCAACUAUAUUUGACAAGAAGUGCAAUCCACUACUAGAACUUGGGACAGGCCCAUACAACACCAUCCGGUGGAACCCGAAAGGGAAGUUUUUAUGUUUGGCAGGUUUCGGCAAUUUACCUGGUGAUAUGGUGUUCUGGGACUAUGUUGAGAAAAAGAAGCUUGGAACUACGAAGGCCGAAUGGUCGGUGACAAGUGAAUGGUCUCCAGAUGGAUGCUACUUUCUGACUGCAACAACAGCCCCUAGAAUGCAGGUUGACAACGGAAUAAAAAUAUUCCACUACAAUGGAUCAAUGUAUUUCAGAAAGACGUUUGACAAAUUGUAUCAGGUUGACUGGAAACCUGAAUCAGCUGAUAAGUUUGGUGAGAUUUCGGAACUUGUGGAGUCUAUAGAUUCCUUAAAUGUUGGAGAAGCCAAGACACAAGUCAAAGGACCAAAAUCUUCUCAAACAUCCACGAAAUCUGCAUCCACUAAUCCUCCUGCACAAAAACCUGCAGCAUAUCGCCCACCUCAUGCUAAGAAUGCAGCUGCAGUUCAAGCAGAGCUGUUUGGAGGCGGCCCUUCUGCUGAGCUGAGCAAAAAUGCAUUGAAAAACAAGAAAAAGAGAGAGAAACAGAGGGAAAAAAAGGCUGCUGAAGCUGGUGGCAGUGGUACAUAAUUGAAUCGCUGGCUUGUGAUAUUUGUAUAUUGCUUGCCUGAAUCCCUGUCCUUAUCUGGAUUCUCUUAGGCUUCGGGUUGUCAAGAAAUGACUUGAAACUUCAAAUCCCCUAUGAUGGCCUCAGGCUGUAUCUGGUUUACAUAAAUAUUAUGUCCAGCAGAAUUUUUGAUCUUUCCAUCUUUCUUUGUCUCUUUGCACGAUUACAUUUAAGGAAGGUAAUUGUAAACGCUUGUUUUGUAUUUGUGAAAUUUGUUGCAGUAACUUUUAUUGUUUUACCGAAAAGAGACUAAGUUUGUAACAGUACAUUUAUCGCAACAAGUUGAAAUCAGGAACAAGAUGAGAUAUUUCUGAA
Molecule: messenger RNA, 2020 nt
Organism: Daucus carota subsp. sativus
Lineage: Eukaryota; Viridiplantae; Streptophyta; Magnoliopsida; Apiales; Apiaceae
Product: eukaryotic translation initiation factor 2A
Exons: 13
Coding region: 133-1668 (511 amino acids)
Biological process (GO): translational initiation
Cellular component (GO): cytosolic small ribosomal subunit
Molecular function (GO): tRNA binding; translation initiation factor activity; ribosome binding
Source: RefSeq, a predicted model, not a curated record